GUCGAUGCAAAACUCCUCGAUUUUAUUUUGGAGUUUGGAGGAAAAAAGAGAAAAAAAGAAAGAAAAAAAACUCCUCAACCAUUCUUCUCCCAUAAUUUCAAUGGAAGCAUCAUCUACUUCCUUCAGCCACGUUGUUGCCAUGCCUUAUCCUUCACGAGGCCACAUGAAUCCCAUGAUGAACCUAUGCAAGCUCCUUGUCUCCAACAACAACAGCAUCCUCGUCACCGUUGUCGUCACCGAAGAAUGGUUAAGCAUACUCUCCUCCGAACCAAAACCCGACAACAUAAGCUUCCUUUCGAUCUCAAACGUUGUUCCUUCCGAACUCAUUCGCGGUCGCGACCAACUUGGCUUCAUAGAAGCUGUCAUGACAAAGAUGGAGGAACCGUUUGAGGAGGUUCUAUACCUAUUUGACCACCCUCCUUCAAUCAUUGUGUAUGAUACUUUCUUGUAUUGGGUUGUUGGCGUCGGAAACCGAAAGAAUAUACCGGUAGCAUCAUUUUGGACAAUGUCUGCUUCUGUUUUCUCCGUUCUCUCAAACCAGCAUCUUUCAGAAAAAGGCGAUGAAGGUGUAAAUUAUAUUCCUGGAAUUUCCUCAACGAGCAUAGCUGAAUUUCAUCUGCUAGAUGAUAGUAACAAAAACAAACAAGUGGUGCAGAUGCUUUUGAAAGGUUUAGAGUGGAUUCACAAAGCACAAUAUCUUCUAUUCACUUCAAUUUAUGAGCUAGAAUCUCAAGCAAUUGAUACCUUAAAAUCAAAAUCGUCCAUAUCAAUUUACACAAUUGGUCAUACCAUACCAUCCAUUAGCCUUAAAAAUGAUCCCAAACCAAACACUAACAAUAGCUACAUUGAGUGGUUAGAUUCACAACCAAUUGGUUCUGUUCUUUACAUAUCACAAGGAAGUGUUUUUUCAGCUUCAAGUGAACAAAUUGAUGAAAUUGCAAAUGCUUUAUGUGAAAGCAAUAUUCGAUUUUUGUGGAUAGCACGUAAUGAAGCUUCAAGGUUGAACCAAAUUUGUGGAAACAUGGGAUUGGUUUUGGAAUGGUGUGACCAAUUGAGAGUGUUGUCACAUUCUUCUAUAGGUGGAUUUUGGUCACAUUGUGGUUGGAAUUCUACUAAGGAAAGUGUUAUUUCUGGAGUACCGUUUUUGACUUUUCCAAUUGUUUUUGACCAACCAUUUAAUAGUAAGAUGAUAGUAGAGGAUUGGAAGGUUGGAUUGAGAGUUAAAGAAAAUGUUAAGGAAAAUGUUUUGGUAAAGAAAAGUGAGAUUAUAAAAUUAGUGUGUGAAUUUAUGGAUUUGGAUAGUGAGCUUACAAAGGGUAUUAGGGAAAGAAGUAGAAAGCUUAAAAAGGUAUGUUGUGAUGCAAUUGGAGAUGGUGGCUCAGCAGCCAUUGAUUUGAAAGCCUUCAUUGGUGAUAUAAUAAUGCAUUCUUCGUCAAAGUUCACACAUGCUUAAUGGUCCACUUCCUCCAGUGAAGUCUCUAUCUCAAUAAUAUUUUUGUUAAAGUCUUCAAAUGUUCAUGCUUAAUAAAAUUCUUGUUUGUUUGUUAUUUAUUGUUAUUGAAAUAAAUUAUUCCACUUGUGCAUUGUACUGUAUGAAAAGAAGGGUGAAUAGACAAUUUUAUACAAUAACUAAUAACUAAUAAGAUAGUCGUGCUUCUAACAGGUAAAUUUAUUUGAUAUAGUUUUCAACAUGAAAUGUAUAUAUACAGUUUUACUGCACACUACGAAAAUGCACUUCUCAACAAUAUUGUUCAAGAGAUCUCUACUUUCUGCUCAACCAUUAUAAACAUCAUUAUCAAUUUUACCAGUGUUGAAAUCUUUGAAUAAGAAAGCCAA
This is a messenger RNA of Vicia villosa (hairy vetch), 1836 nucleotides long. RefSeq names its product UDP-glycosyltransferase 87A1-like. Gene Ontology annotation, molecular function: UDP-glycosyltransferase activity. Bases 5 to 1453 code for a protein of 482 amino acids. The transcript is spliced from 2 exons. The record is from RefSeq and is a predicted model, not a curated record. NCBI's taxonomy places the organism in Eukaryota, Viridiplantae, Streptophyta, Magnoliopsida, Fabales, Fabaceae.